GCUGGUAGUGGUGGUGGUGGUGGUGGUUUGAAGCUGUUAGUAGGGUCAGCCAUCAAGCAAGGAGUCACGGAAGCUCGGGCCCGAAUCUUUGGCCACCAGCUGAACCCAACGGGCCAGAAAUCGGCCCACAAGAUUCUCCGUCAAAAGCUCUUCGGCGAGAAGGUAGCGCAAUGGUACCCUUACGACAUCAAAAAGGAUGACCCUCUGGUCAUGGCUCGUCAAGAACAAGAGCGUUUAUCAAAACUUGAAAUGUUGAAGCGACGUGGCAAAGGACCACCAAAGAAGGGCCAAGGCAGGCGUGCAGCCAAACGCAACAAAUAAACUGCAGUUUACUUGUGGCUGGAAUCAUCACACACCGUUUACUGUUUCGGGUUAGACAACUACCUUUUGAUGUAUAAACUUUUAAUUUGAUUUCUUAAAUUAUAGAACUUGUCUUGCCUUUGUCCUCAAUGUGAAAUCUCUAUAGAAAGUGGAAGACGUUAACCUAAUAAUCAUUGCAUAUUUGUCCUUGUGCUAAUUAACUAUCCACAUCUUGAUUCAGUUUAUCUUGGAUGUUGGCUUUGAAUGCAAUCACGAUGUAUAAGCUACCUUAUGUUACUCUCUUCUUUUUUCAUACGGUGGAUCACAUAAUUUAUA
Arachis ipaensis is the source of this 636-nucleotide messenger RNA. RefSeq names its product small ribosomal subunit protein mS33. Gene Ontology annotation, cellular component: mitochondrion. NCBI's taxonomy places the organism in Eukaryota, Viridiplantae, Streptophyta, Magnoliopsida, Fabales, Fabaceae. The record is from RefSeq and is a predicted model, not a curated record.